Messenger RNA from Scleropages formosus (Asian bonytongue), 3108 nucleotides. RefSeq names its product cyclin T1 (gene ccnt1). The transcript is spliced from 9 exons. Bases 61 to 2319 code for a protein of 752 amino acids. NCBI's taxonomy places the organism in Eukaryota, Metazoa, Chordata, Actinopteri, Osteoglossiformes, Osteoglossidae. Gene Ontology annotation, molecular function: cyclin-dependent protein serine/threonine kinase regulator activity. The record is from RefSeq and is a predicted model, not a curated record. Gene Ontology annotation, biological process: regulation of transcription by RNA polymerase II.
CUCCUUACGCAGCUUCCUAUGACGCACUAGAUUUUUAAAAUAUUAUUGUCCUUCUCAGUGAUGGCGGCUUCGUUUCCUUCUGCUUCUGCAGCCAACAACAAAUGGUAUUUUACCCGGGAAGAGAUAGAAAAUAGCCCGUCUCGGCGUGCGGGACUUGAUCCCGACAAGGAACUGUCCUAUAGACAACAGGCCGCCAAUCUACUGCAGGACAUGGGACAACGGCUCAAUGUGUCCCAGCUGACCAUCAACACUGCCAUUGUGUAUAUGCAUCGCUUCUAUAUGAUCCAGUCCUUUACUCGUUUCCACAGAAAUGUGAUAGCCCCAGCCACCCUAUUCCUGGCAGCGAAGGUUGAGGAGCAGCCCCGCAAGUUAGAGCAUGUGAUCAAAGUGGCCCAUGCUUGCCUUAACCCUCAGGAUCCCUCACCAGACACCAGGAGUGAUGCUUACCUGCAACAAGCUCAGGACCUGGUCAUUCUGGAGAGCAUCAUCCUCCAGACUCUCGCGUUUGAAAUUACCAUAGACCAUCCGCACACCCAUGUUGUCAAGUGCACACAGCUUGUAAGAGCGAGUAAGGACUUGGCUCAGACAUCGUAUUUCAUGGCUACCAACAGCCUGCACUUGACCACCUUCUGCCUGCAGUACAGCCCCCCCAUCGUGGCCUGUGUGUGCAUCCACCUGGCCUGCAAGUGGUCCAACUGGGAGAUCCCAGUCUCCACUGAUGGCAAGCACUGGUGGGAGUAUGUGGACCCGACUGUAACCCUUGAACUCUUGGACGAGCUCACUCAUGAAUUCCUGCAAAUCUUAGAAAAGACACCGAGUCGUUUGAAGCGGAUCCGUAACUGGAAAGCUGCAGGGCAGACUGCUAAGAAGGCUAAAGUGCAGGAGGAAGGAGACCAAACUGAAGCAAUGAUGAGCAUGAUAUCCAUGGCAUCCUCAGAGAGUACACUGGCUGGCCUGAUGAGUCUUUCUGCCCCCUCAGCUACCUCAUCAUCUUCUCUUGCUGCCCCGUCACUGGAGGAGAAGGAACGCGGUGCCGUGACUGGGUCCCAGAACUGGCAGUCCAGUGGCAAGGCACACGGUGGUUCCGAGAUGGGGGCAGUGCCACAGACCCUACAUGUUCCUGCCAAGGUGUCUCUGAGUGAGUAUCGCACCAAGAAUGCCGAUGUGCUAGCGGCACAGAAGCGCAAGUUGGAGAACAUGGAGGCCAGCCUGAAGAGGGACUAUGCCUCUGCUGCACAAGCCCUCAUUGGUCAGCAGAGAAAGGAAAAGUACCAGCAGCAGUCUAGCUCACACAAUCCAGCUGCUACCACCUCUGAAAUCAACAGUCCCUCUCACAUCAUUCUCAAAAUUCCCCUGGAAAAGGAGCGCCAAGACCGCAACUCUUUGAAGAUGCGCCUCCCGCUAGCGGGAGGGGGUGGACAUGGCACGGGACAUGGUACUGGGCAUAGCACUGGACAUGGCGGUGGACAUGGCACUGGACAUAGUGGCGGACAUGGUGGUGGGCAUGGUACUGGACAUGGUGGUCCUGGACAUGGUAGCAGUGGACUUGUGCAUGGUGGAGGAGCUGGACAUGGUGGAGGAGGAGUUGGGGCCAGUGGUGGAGGAGGUGCUGGGAACAGGACGAUUGACGACUUUAAAGUCCGGAUCCGAGUUCCAGACAGGCGCUCAGGCCAGGCAGAAGAAGGAAAAAGCAGAGAGAAGCACAGAGAGCGUUCUAAUCACCAUCACCACCAUCAUCACCAUCACCACUCGUCCGCCAGUGGUGGCUCUUCUUCCUCCUCCUCCUCCUCCUCACAUAAACACUCAGGCAGCGGCAGUGGCUUGGUUGGGACCAGCAAAAAAUCAGGGGACUCUUCUCGGACCAGCUUGUCGUCUUCCUCCUCUUCGCGAAAAAGGCCUCACUCCUUGGAGCCGUCCCUUGCCUCACACCCCUCCAAGCCCAGCAAGUCCUCGAGGACUUCCUACCAGCUACCCCUUUUGCCAGCUCCCGGUGGCCACUCUCUGGGGCUCGGCUCCGAUGGGCUGCACUCCGUGGCUCUACCCCACCACCAGGGGGCUUAUUCUCACUCCAAGGCAGACAAGGCUGACACUAAUGGGCACAGCACAGGUGGAGGCAGCCAGUCCAACGAGUACCAGGACACGUUUGAUAUGCUGAACUCUCUGCUGAGCGCCCAGGGUGUCCAGCCGUCGCAGCCCGUGUUUGACUACCGGUCGCAGUAUGGUGAAUACAGAUACCCCAGUGGGCAGCGAGGCAGUAGCUCCCGUCCCCCUCCCCUCCCUGCAGAGCCCCCCCCGCCACUGCCUCCUCUCCCGAAGUGAUGGGACCGAGUGGCUGUGACUCAGAAGGCUCUGGUGCCGUUUUUCUUUAACUCGUGUUUUGUGGUUCUCAACUUGACAGCAUAGAAAUGUACAACUUACACCCUUAGUUCAUUCAAAGUCUCCAGUUUCCUUACUGUUUUUAUGCUUUUGUCUGUGCUUUCUUUCCCGUACUGGUUUUCUUUCCCAUCAGCUGGGCAAUAACGACUAAAAUGCAAGGAAGAAAAGAGAGAAGGAAUAAAAUCAGUUAUGAAUUAGAUGAUGUAAAUAUUAUUUAGAUGUCAUUCUGGUUGAGUUGUAUUGCAUUAUUUGUAUUGAAAUCUUAGUAGAUUGGUAGGGAACCAGUGUUUGUUUCUACUGUUGAAUUGAAAUAAGAAAAACUGAUAUUUGUAUAAAUUCAAUGGAAGUAUUGAGUGCAUGGGGAAAUUUUAAAGUCCUGUUUGCUCGCUGAAAGAUUUAUUUGUAUAACUCUGCUAAUGUUGUUUUAAUAGUCAUGAAAUGGUUUCAGAAUAUUUUUCAAAAAAGUAUUUUUAUUUCUUUAAAUACGUAGCAAUUAUUGCUUUUAGGGUUAUGGAAACCUUAAUUUUUCCCUUACUUUUUCCACACCUUUUCCACAACGUAUAGACUAUAGUCAAAGUUUAAAUGAGAUCCUGGUGCUCGGCAUAUUCCUGAUAGUCAUAUAUAAACAAUAUUUAAUGGAUUUUACCAGUUUUUAUUUUGUAAAUAUUUAAGAUAAAAGCAAGGUCAAUGCUUUAUAUCAUGUACAUGUGAAAACAGAAAAGUGAAUAUAAA